This is a messenger RNA of Pelobates cultripes (western spadefoot toad), 465 nucleotides long. NCBI's taxonomy places the organism in Eukaryota, Metazoa, Chordata, Amphibia, Anura, Pelobatidae. The record is from the annotation of a GenBank genome assembly.
AUGCGAGCUCCGCAGCAAACAAGCACUUUGGACCCACUAACAAAAACCCAUCCCACCGAAACCGGCACCAAACUGACCCUGCGAACUGCCGUCAAUGAUAUGGGCUGCAAAACUAAAAAGCCCAAACGCGAAAACAAGCGGCAACACCACAGCAUCGGUGACAUGUGGAAGCAAGAACUUAGUGCCCAAACAUGGCCGCCUACACCGACUAUGGCUCAGAAGUCUCUGACGACUUCACCACAGAGGUGGAGAUGGAGCCCCCACAUUCGGAAAUACCACUCCUCACCAGUGACCGUCACGGUCAUGAAAGACCUCCUAGCAGAGCUCAGCUUAACAAUACAGGCCAACAUGGCCCAACUGCGCAAGGACCUACAGGGCCUAACGGGCCGCCUGGGCACCCCAGAGGCAGAUUCCCAGCACCAAGCAACAAACGCAACUCCUAUGGCAAACGGUCCAAGAGCUUAA